GACGGCGGAAGCUGGCUGAGUUGGCCGUCGACGGCAGUUUGUUUCGUCUGCUCUGCUCUGCAAUAGCAAUGGAUGAUGUAGCUGCCGCUACUGACGCUGCUACUGCUACUGUGAUUUACUGUGAGUACUUGUGAGUUUCGCGCCCGCCGCCGGGAUAGGACACCUGCAGGGCAGUCCUGAGUCGCGCGACGUGUGAACCGUGAUAACUGAUAACGUGUGACGAGGAGAGGUUAGAACGUUUUGCGAUCGUUAACGGCUAGCAACCAACAACCCCUAGUACGCGAGCUCAGCUGAGGCAUGCGGUCCUCUUGUUUGCUAAUUUGAGUGUGUCCGUCCGUUCAAUGUGUUGUGCGAUAAACAUGUACCUCGGGUCCUCGGUGCAGACAAUCCUCUUCUUUCUUCUCGCCUUCUUCGCUUUCAGUGUAACGUCCAGUGUCAACGACAACGUCAUCGAGAAGACACAAUUCGAAGCUGCUUUUCAAGGAAAAUGCGGUCAUGACAGUCCUUGCGAGCAGCUGUGCUAUGAGCUGCAUGAUGGCAUGUUCGAGUGUGAUUGCAAGGAGGGACACAUUCUCCACCAUAAUGGCUACAGUUGUCUCGAGCUGAACACGACGAUGGAGCCGAUGUUGCGGGAAGAGCUGGCUGAAGAAGAGGACAUCCUGUACCAGAAGGACGCGUCGUUCUCGGCCGAACUGGACCCGGGUCCCGGGGCGGCAUCGACGACCGACGAGACACCCCCCAGUCCGACGCCCGGCGUCGCCGCCCCCACCCCUCUCUGCCACCCCGACUGCGCCAAUGCGGGCGGCGUCUGCUCCAGCCAAGGCCGCUGUCUCUGCCCGCUUGGUCGCGCCGGUCCGCUCUGCCAGCAAGAAAUGCAAGUGAAGACGCCGCUGUUCUCGGGGCAGGGGUGGCUGGCAUUCCCAGCGCUGCGGGCGGCAUACAAGCAUGUGCAGCUGGAGGUGGAGUUCCGCCCCCAGGCCUGGGAUGGCGUCCUCUUCCUCACGGGAGAGCGCGACGACCUGGCCGGGGAUUUCAUGGCCAUCAUACUCUACCAGGGCUUUGUUGAGUUCAGGUUUGACUGCGGCUCGGGCGUGGGGAUGGUGCGGUCGGAGCAGACAGUGCGCCUCAACCAAUGGAACAAGCUGACGCUCUACAGACACCGCUGGGAUGCCUGGAUUCAGCUCAACAACGGCAAACACGUCCAGGGCCGAUCUAAGGGCCUUUUCUCCCGCAUUACGUUCCGGGAGCCCGUGUUCAUCGGCGGCAGAGGCAACACGUCGGGCCUGGCGGACAAGUUGCCUGUGGAACGGGGCAUGCGCGGAUGUGUGCGUCAUCUCCACAUCAACGACCACGUCUACAACUUCGCACUCGCACCCAAGGGAGAUGCUCUCGCCGGAUUCGACAUCGACGAAUGCACGACAGAUGAGUGCAGCAGAGUGCCGUGCCAGCACGGGGGAAAGUGUCUGGCUGCUGGCAUAGGAGAAACGCCCGUCUGUCUCUGUCCACUCGGCUUUGCGGGAGACCUUUGUGAAACAAGGCUCGACUUACAGGUUCCUGCUUUCAACGGGUCUAGUUACUUGCGGUACCCGGGUUUGGGUGGCUCGGCGCUCUCGUGGCUGGAUCUGGUGAUGGUGCUGAAGCCAACCAGCCAGGACGGUGUCAUCCUCUACAACGGACACCGCACCGACGGUGUCGGCGACUUCAUUGCUGUCUACAUGAGCGAGGGACAUCUCGAGUUCACCUUCGAUCUUGGCACUGGUGCUGCUACUAUCAGGAGCAGUGAGCCGGUUGAGCUGGGAGAGUGGCACGAGCUGCGACUGUCGCGCACAGGUCGCCUGGCAGUGCUGCAGGUGGACCGCCACCCCCCCAACCAGAUGGUGGCGCCCGGCGCAUUCGCCCAACUCAGUCUGCCGCUCAACCUCUACAUCGGCGGCGUCCCCAACUUCGACAUGGUCUCGCCCAAGGUCAGGGUGCGCACCUCCUUUGUCGGCUGCAUUCAAAAGGUGGUGAUCAACAACCAGCCGUUGAAGAUCGUGGCGGAGGCGCUGGCGGGUGCGAACGUGGACAACUGCGCGCACCCGUGCGUGGUGAGGCCGUGUGGCGAGCAUGCGCAGUGCGUGGCUCACUAUGACGGCUACAAGUGCCUGUGUCAGCACAAGUGCAGCGCCAGCGCAAGUUCCAGCCAAGCACACGCCACCCUUCCGCCCGCCACCUUCUCAGGCUCCACUUUCCUCCACUACACCGAUCCAGACAUACUGCACAGGAUAACGAGCAACCGAGUGAGCAUCAACAUGAGGUUCAGAACGAACUCGUCGUCAGGCCUGCUGCUGUGGAGCGGGGGGCGGCUGGGAGGGGGUGGUGCGGGGGUGGCAGCUGACUUCCUGGCACUCGGCAUUCGCGACGGCCUCCUCCAUCUGCGUUUCAACCUUGGCAGUGGCGAGGCAGUCGUCGUCUGCAACAGCACACGUGUCAGCGACGGCCACUGGCAUCGGCUCAAAGCUGUCAGAAACGGACAAGAAGGAUCGUUGACAGUUGAUAAUGGAAAAACGUUUCUCAAUCGGUCACCAGGGAAAUUAAAACAACUUAACACGAAUACUGGCUUGUACAUAGGUGGAAUGGAAGAUCUAGAAGUGGCUACAAAUCACAAGUACCACAGAGGAAUCCACGGCUGCAUCUCGGAGCUGAUCCUGGACUCAGAUCAUCACGUGCAGCUGUCGUGGUCGCCGGAAGCAGCAGACCGGUGCGGCGGAUAGACCGGGCAACCAACCAGUGCCGGUGCGGCGGGUGGACCGGGCAACCAAUGCCAACCAGUGCCGACACCAUUGGACACUGCUAGACACAUUCAGUGAGACGUUUUUGUACAUAGGACCUACGAGGAGUGCAUUUUUGUGGCCGUUGUAACUUACUAGUAACGCGUUUGUACACUAUACUGUAAUUGAGUGGAACCCACUAGUUAGAUGUCCAUUCCCGUAUAGUAGACCGCAUCUCUAGGAUGAGCAAUUUGAGAGAAUGGAAAGUAAACUACUUAUUUAGUGCACUGUUAUAAUAAAUGCGUGAAGAAUACCUUUUUGCAAGCAACUAAUUCUAAGUUAUUACUAGAAGAGUAAAUUGAAAUAAUGCCACUUUCGAUGGAAGAUGUAACAAGCAUCAAUCACGCUUCUAUGUGUCCACUAGGACUCACUGGCCUAGCCUUGAGAACAAUCACCGCGUUCCCACCUGUGAAGCCUUGUUAUUCUAGCGUUCUCUCUUCAAAAUACUACUAUGAAUCUCAUAUUGUUUGUGAUAUAUCAUUCACAAAAAUGUGAUGUAUUCAAUUCACAAAUUUUUGCUUCUUUUCCUCCUCAUCAAGAGUAAUGAGUUUUUCAUUUAAUAUGAUUUAGUUUCUCAUAAUGAGAUGGAAUGAAUUUAUCCUAUUAGUUUCCAUUGGUUUCUCAUUAGUAUAGUGUAAACUUAUUAUUGAGUCCAGCAUUUUACUACCGUAAAAAUACUGUAGUUCAUUAAUUUCUACUUUCCCUUGAAAUAAUAUUCAUUUCAAUAUUUGUGAAUCUCAUAACAUUACAAGAAGUGUGGAUGAUGUAGUCCUCUAGUAAGAAAUUUUGUACUUGAAAAAAAUCGUGUAAAUACUAGUGUACACUCUACAGAGACUUUUCUCCAUACCUUGAACUGUUUUAAAAUGAGAAUUAACUUACCAACUCAAUAAUUUUUCAAUUUUCUACUUUGAAAUUCUCAUGAAAUUAUACCCCUUAUGUAGAGUAACAAAGUGUGACCAAUAUAAUCAUUGACCAAAAUCAUAGUAGGCUAUUUCUAUCUAUCUGGUUUGAUAAUAGCCUUAGCCAUAUUAUAGGAGUAUCCUCAAUAAUAUUGAGUUUCUAUGACUCCAAAUAGUAAUUUAUUAGAGUAAGAUUUUUUUCUAGAAACCUAUCCCGAUUUUGAACAGUAUACAUUGGAAAGCCGUGUAAUGGGAGGAAGCUUAAUGCUCUGGAAUCUUGACUGUUAAAUUUGUGAAGAAGCAUUGAUGAUUCUUCAAAGUAAUGCAUUCUUCCUUAUAUUAUCCUGAUGUUUAUAAAGGUAGAUUUCAGGCUACAGCCUAUAAGAAAAUUCCUGCCAAUUUUUCAGUCCCCACUCAGAUUUAUAUUAAUAAAAUAAAAUUGAAGCAUAUAGUAAUUAUUAUUCACAUCUUAUCUACAUCCAUUUAAAAAAAUUCAUUCCUCACCUGUAUCAACUUCAACUUCAAAAGUGUAAAAACUACGAUACUAAAAGAAAUGGCUUAUUCGUAGCUAGUGAUUGUGUUAGCUUUAAGGUCAUCAAGUUAUUUCUCAUAUAGACUACCACAAAUAGCUUGUAAACAUUUCUCUACAAGCUGUGUGUUAAUAAAAUAUGUGGAGAUGCAACUGAAGCAUCUCGUCUUUGUAAAUAAUGAAAAAUGAAGAAUGUGUGCAAAUAGAACAGUAAAACACUAAACACUUGUUUGCAAGUAAAAAGAUCUCUCUAUGAAUAUAGACUGUUAUCAAUAAUAGGCAAUUAUUGUAUAAUUUGUUUGUCAAUUAAGGCUUAGAACAAAUUGAAAUGAAUGUUGAAAAAGAAUGAUAUGUUUUAUAUGAACUGUAGUAUGAAUUCAAUCAGAGUGUAACUAUGUACGAUUGUUAAUUAUUGCUAUUAUGAGCGUACCCUUCCACCUCUAAUAUUAAUUUAUUAUCACUACUACCACACCUAGAUCAUAAAAAAUAUAUUUAUCUUGAAUUCAAAUUAUUUGAUUUUUUAAUUCUUUUACAUGUAGCGUUUCAUACGGAUUUGUAUUAUUUAUGUUUGAAAAUUGGGUUGCAAAAUGCUUUUGGUAAUAGCUACUGUAUACCGUACUUGAACUUAUGACCCAAAUAUGGAAUGAUAUAGUACAUUAUUUGGAACUUUGACUAUCAGAUGAGAAAUGUAUAUCCAGCAUUAAUACUGAUACAGUCUAGAUAAAUUUUUCUGAAGCAAUGUGUUCGGCCUAAUCUCUAACUGAGAAUGGUUGUUGAAUGAGUAAACCCUCUAUGUACAAUAUAGAACAGAAUAAUUAUGGAAUAAUUAUUUCCCCGCAUGGACUGUUGAUCCGUGCGCGGGGAAGGAAUACACAAUCUAUACAGGCAAUACAAGUGCAAAAAACAGUCAAUAAUUUAUAUUGAUUCAAGCUUAACCUAUAAAUAAAAAAUAUAUGUUAAAUCCUGUAAUGUAUAAAAUACAAACUGUAUGAAUGAUGAUUCACACAGCACAAGUACCCGACUCAGAAUACUUCAUCUUCUGGUGAGCUAUUUGAACUGAUCCAAUACAGCAUUAAUCAUGUUUAGCUAAAAUAUCAAUUCCUGUCUGAAUACUUAUUGUCGAUUUAAUCGAUUUUUUCCACAAAUAACAUAAUUGCAUGUACAAUCUUACUCAAUCCAAUAGAAUUUUUCUCGGGGAUUUUUCAAAAUCACUCUUUUGCGGUUCACGCGCAUGAGUUACGAUACCGCACCGAGUGAAUGAUAGUGAGUUGACCUCUUCAUAAAUUUAAAAUCAAAGGAAAUACAUAUCAAAUUCACUCGCAAUUUAAUCGAUAUUUGAUACUGUAGUUAACUGAAAGCUAAGGAAUGUUUAAGCUUUUGCAGAAAGGUGGUGAGUUUUACCAAAACAUAUCGAAUUUUCAAUAACUUAGCCUGCAGUAAAUUCUAUACAGAAGCUUCAAGAGUAUGCCCAAUCGACUUUCGUUUUCUAAUGAAGGAUACAUGUUUGAACCAUUUGAUUCAAUCGCAUGAUUGCAAAUUGAGAUUGAACUAAAUUGUAGAAUAAAUUCUACUCAGGAACUUAUCAAUCCUGAUAGAAGAUCUAUGAUGGUCAUGUUCUUGUGUGUUGCGAGAGAUUGGCGCAUCAUCUUAUCCCAGAACAGCUCAGAUGAAUCCAUAGUUCAGAGUUUAAUAUUAUUAUAUCUUACAUUAUGAGUACUGUAGCUAGUCUAGAUCUUGAUCAUUACUGGAAUAUUUGAAGUGGAACUCAUCAAUAUUUUAAAUGAGAAAAUGUUUGAGAUGUAUUCAAAAUGUAUUAGGUAUCUUGAAAGAGAUUGUUCAACCGGUAUUCCAAAGGACAUGGUAUGAAUUUUACUUUGUCAACCUUCAUUACAUCACAACUCUCUAAAGAAUGUACAAUAAUAUUUUUCAUAAUUUUUCCACUUUCUAGAUAUUUUGCAAGUCAAUACAGUUCUGCGCAAACAUUAGCCUACAAUACCGUAUGCGUAUAUUGUUUCUUUUCAAAGCAAUUUUGAGUGAAAUUAUAUAGGUACUCACUUUGAAAAAAGAAACAUUGUGUAAUGUCAAUUACCUUACUGGAGGAAAAUUAGUUUUGGAGGGAGAUUGUUUGCAAAAUAAGAAUAUUUUUAAAUAUCCAAAUAAAUUUAAGGGAAUUGUUUUUUGAAACACCAAGUUAAUCAAAACAAUAUAUGAGCAGCAAGAUAUAAGCACCACUUCUAAAACAGCAAUAACUGUUAAAAAUAUUCCUCAAUCAUCCAUUCUCAUUGAUCUGGGAAAACAUGAGUUACUUCUUCUCAAAGCUACCAUAUGAAACACAUUCGAUAAGAUGUAAGAUAUAUUAGUCAAUCUCAUUAACUGCUUUAAUUUCAUUGGUAAGCUAAAUGACUUUCAGCAUUUCAAUACACACUUAUUUAUUUUUAUAUAGAGCACAUGAAUAAUAUUUAUUCAUUCUCAUGAAUUUGGCUUUGAGACAUAUCAUCUUAUGUACAGUGUGUAUUAGUUAAUAUUAGUUUUGUAAUUUUCUGUAUAAUAAUUUUGAGAAUAAUAAAUUGAAUGUUGGUGUACACAAUUGGAAA
Messenger RNA from Nilaparvata lugens (brown planthopper), 6832 nucleotides. Its product is annotated as pikachurin-like. The coding region runs from base 342 to 2753 and encodes 803 amino acids. The record is from RefSeq and is a predicted model, not a curated record. Lineage: Eukaryota; Metazoa; Arthropoda; Insecta; Hemiptera; Delphacidae. Gene Ontology annotation, molecular function: calcium ion binding. The transcript is spliced from 13 exons.